CAAAAUCUGAUAAUUUUUAGUUGACUACACAUUUAUACAUAUAACCAUGGCAAUCAUUUGCGUAGUGAUUAAAAAAUAAAAUCUGGCAUCACAGCUCAAUAGAACAGCUGUGUUUUCAUUCAUCUCUAAUAAAACAAAAAAUAGCAAUUUGUUUAACAUAGACAAUGGAAAGGUAACUUAAAAGAAGUGACCCAAAUGAUUUAGAUAUUGACGAAGUUAGCAGUGACUCCGAAGAAAACACGUGCCGGCCCAGCACCAGUAAAAAAAAAUAUACCCAAAGACCCAGAAAAAGCUGGUUUAAUGAUCCGAGACUAUGCAAGUGGAUUGUCGACCUAAAUGAUCGGGAGGUAAAGUGUAAUACUGCCAUUGUACUUUAAAACCAAAACAAAGUACACUUCUUACUCAUGGAAAAACUUCUAAGCAUUUAGCAACAGCAUCGCCUUUCACAAAAAACAAUCAAAAAACACUCGAUUUUCACCCACUAAACAGCAAUUCCAAAGUAAAAGCAGCAGAAUUAUUAGAAGCUUUAUAUGUAACGGUACACACCACGAUAAGGUCAGCCGAUCAUUUAGUCCGUUUACAAAAAUAUAUAUUUAUUGAUAGCAAGGUCGCCGUUGGCAUGACAUUGGGUCGAACAAAGUGUACUGCCCUCAUUAAGUCAAUUUUGGCUCCCCAUUUUCAACACUGAAGAUAUUAGUGACAACUUAACUUACAGACAUAACUAUUGAUAAGUAUUUGGGUAUAGUAAUACGUUAUUACAGUAAGUCUGCCAAACAAAUUGUAAACACAUUUUUAAACUUAAGUGCACUUGAUGACGCGUCAGCCAAUGGAAUAUGCAAAGCCAUUUUUAAAGUUAUUAAGGAUUUUAAUCUAAAAAUUCAAAACAUGGUGGGCUUAGGAACUGAUAAUGCCAGAGUAAUGACUGGAGUUAACCGUGGAGUGAUAGCAAAACUACGUGAAAAAAAUAAAAACAUAAUACCAGUUCCCUGUAUCUGUCAUUCCAUUCAGCUUUCAGUGUCUUCAGCAUCCAAAAUGCUACCUGAUGAAAUUUAGUAUUUGGUGUCAGAAACUUACAAUUGGUUUUCCAAAUCAACUUUAAGACACAAACAUUAUAAAAGCAUUUACGCUGCGACUAAUGAUGGCAUGCAACCAUUAAAAUUGGUAAGAGCUUGUGACACUAGAUGGUUGUCAAUUGAAUCAGCUGUAAAUCGUAUAGAAAGUCAAUGGCUAGAGUUGAAAACUCAUUUUGAAGUUGCCGAAGCGGUAGAAUCGUGUCAUCAAGCCAAUAUAUUAAAAAAACUGUACACUGAAAAAAAUUUAUUAUAUCUGAAGUUUUUGAAACCUUUGCUGUCAGAUGUACAAAAAGUAAAUAAAAUGUUUGAAAGUAAUAAUGCUGACCCUACUCUGUUGCAAUCAGAACUAUAUGUUCUUUUGAAAAACCUUUCCUAUCAAAUUGUUUUAAAAUCUGACAUUUUUUAUCCGUUCAAUUCGCGUUUAGAAGAUUUUUUUGUUCCAACACCAUACUUUAAUUACAACUUUGAAGCAUUUUUAAAAUCAAAGAAAGAUGUAAUCAAUUCUGAAGAAGAAAAUGAAAUAAGAGUUACUUGCCGAAAGUUUAUAGCUCAGUUAAUAUAUCAGCGUAGACAACGAUUGCCAGCAAAUUUUCUAAAUCUUAAAGAUACAAAUUUGUUUUCUGUAGAAAACAGUUUAAAAACGAAAAAAAUUAAAUUGCAUGAACAUUUUGAACAACAAAUGGAAGAUUUCACAGUGGACGAAAUUACUAUUUUAAAAAAGCAAUGGCAAAAGCUAAGUACAUAUGAAUGGGCAAAUAAAAACUCAACAAUUGAUUUCUGGAUAAGUGUAUACGAAUAUAAAAAUGCUUUAAAUGAAAACCCGUUCCAGGAAUUGUCUUCUUUUGUUAUGAAGUUUCUAGUUUUACCAUUUAGUAACGCGGAAGUUGAAAGAAUUUUCAGUGGCAUGAACCUUAUAAAAACAAAAAUUAGAAAUAGAAUGAUAUUGAACACUAUGAAUUCACUUCUUUACAUUAGAUGCGGAUUGAAAAGGUGAAAUAAAUGUUGCGAAAGUUUUAAAAUUACCAACGAUCUCAUACAAAAAUGUGAUAAAAACAUGUAUGAUAAUGAUAUUUCGACCGACUCUUCGGAAGUUGAGGAACAAUAUUCAUUUGAUAAUGUAUUUAGUUUAUAAAUAAAAUGUAUCAUUUGUAAACAAAGGAUAUUUAAAAAUGUACUGAAAUGCUAUUAAAUAGCGAUUUAAAUGUUUAUGUUAUUUUU
Molecule: messenger RNA, 2291 nt
Organism: Bactrocera tryoni
Lineage: Eukaryota; Metazoa; Arthropoda; Insecta; Diptera; Tephritidae
Exons: 3
Coding region: 1144-2067 (307 amino acids)
Molecular function (GO): protein dimerization activity
Source: RefSeq, a predicted model, not a curated record